This is a messenger RNA of Parnassius mnemosyne (clouded apollo), 5862 nucleotides long. The record is from the annotation of a GenBank genome assembly. NCBI's taxonomy places the organism in Eukaryota, Metazoa, Arthropoda, Insecta, Lepidoptera, Papilionidae.
GAUGAAAGAUAAGUUUACUGCUGACUGGAUAGAGGUUGGAAAACUUACAGAACCUAAGACUGAAUAUAAAGUGGAAGGCCUGAAAGAAAAAAUGAUAUACCAGUUCCGUGUAAAGGCCUACAAUAAAGCUGGUGUUGGUGAUGCUUCACAGCCAACAGAAAACCACCUCUGUAAACACAGGAACUUGAAACCUCGCAUUGAAAGAAGUACAUUCAAAUCUGUCAUAAUAAAGGCAGGACGAACACACAAAUGGUCUGUGGAUGUCAUCGGUGAACCCCCACCAGAGACCACAUGGUCAUGGCGCGAGAACAUUAAGCUGGUCAACACGGAACGCAUCAAAAUCGAGAACAAAGAGUACCAUACAGACUUCACAAUAGUGAACGCAGUGCGCAGGGAUACCGGCAAGUACACUCUCCGCGCCGAGAACUGUAACGGAUUCGACGAGGAAACAGUGGAGCUGACGGUGCUGAGCAAACCGAGUGCGCCGAAGGGUCCACUUGAGGUGACAGAUAUUCACGCGGAAGGCUGCAAGGUGAAAUGGGAGAAGCCGGAAGACGAUGGCGGUUCACCGAUCAAGGAGUAUGAACUCGAGAAAAUGGACCUCGCUACUGGAAAAUGGGUCCGUGUUGGAAGGGUUGCUGGUGACAAGAAGCCCUUGGAAAUGGAUGUGACUGGCUUGGAGCCCGGACAUCAGUACAAAUUCAGAGUGACUGCCGUCAAUGAUGAGGGCGACUCAGAACCUCUCGAGACAGAAAGACCUAUUCUCGCCAAGAACCCGUAUGAUGUUGCGGACAAGCCCGGCAAUGUCGAAGUUGCGGAUCACGACAAUCAAAGCGCGGAGAUCAAGUGGGAGCCGCCGGCGUCCGACGGUGGAGCCCCUAUACUAAAGUAUAUCAUACAGAAGAAGCCCAAGGGCGGCGAUUGGGAGAAUGCUGCUGAGGUACCGGGAACGGCGACCUCUGGCAAGGUGGAGGGUUUACCUGAAGGUAGCGAGUAUCAAUUCCGGGUUAUCGCCGUCAACAAGGCCGGCCCAUCUGAAGCCUCAGAGCCGACCAAGAUGACUACAAUAAGACACAAAGCUCUGAAACCUCGUAUCGACCGUACGAACUUAAAGGCUCUGGCCGUCCGGGCCGGCAAGCCGAUCUUCUUCGACGUCAACGUGAAGGGAGAACCAGCGCCUAAAGUACAGUGGUUCCAGAAGUGGAAGGGAGAGGAGAAGGAGGUGACGCAAAACGUGAUCAACGUAGAUUACAACACAAAGCUGGACAUUAAGGAGUCAGUCCGUUCAAUGACUGGCACGUACCGCAUCUUGGCGACCAACGAACACGGAAAAGAUGAAGCUGAAGUCGAGAUAACGGUGCUAUCAUCGCCAAGCAAACCCGGUGGGCCACUCAAGGUCACUGACGUCACCAAGAAUGGCUGCAAGCUGGCCUGGAAGAAGCCCGAGGAUGAUGGAGGAAAACCCGUCACCGGUUAUGUAGUAGAAAAAUUGAACAAGGCUACCGGACGCUGGGUACCUGUGGGCAGAACCGAUGACACCGAAAUGGAGAUCAAGGGCUUGCAAGAGGGCGAAGAGUACGAGUUCAGGGUGAAGGCUGUCAAUGACGAGGGCGAGUCGGAACCGCUGAAGACUGACCACUCGAUUAUUGCCAAGAAUCCAUAUGAUAUACCUGGAAAGCCCUCGGUGCCCACUAUCGAAGACUGGGACGUCGACCGCGUGGACCUCAAGUGGGAGGCGCCGAAGAACAAUGGUGGUGCACCUAUCACCGGUUACAUCAUCGAGAAGAAAGAGAAGUUCGGACAAUGGCACGAGGCACUUGUUACUACGACGCCAGAGUGCAAAGCGCGUGUACCGGAGUUGCGUGAAGGCAAUACGUACCAGUUCCGCGUGCGCGCCGUCAACAAGGCCGGCCCCGGUGAACCCGGAGAGCCGACACAGCCGCACGUCGCUAAGGCUAGAUUCUUGAAACCGUACAUCAACCGAGACAAGAUGGUGGCGAUACGCGUUCGCGCGGGAACCACGAUCAAGUUGGACGUUGACAUCAAGGGUGAACCUCCACCAACCAAAACCUGGACUUUCGCCAAGAAGGUCAUCGAGACCGGCGUUGGCGUAAAGUUAGAGAACGAAGACUACAACACGAAGUUGCAGAUCUUCGAGUCCUCCUGGAAGAACUCCGGCAUCUACACACUGAAAGCGGAGAACGACUCCGGUGUGGACGAAGCCACUGUGGAAGUUACUGUACUCGACAAGCCCGGAAAGCCGGAAGGUCCGCUGGAAGUAUCCGAUGUCCAUGCAGAACACGUAAAACUAAGCUGGAACAAGCCCAAACAUACUGGCGGCUUGCCGCUCAGUGCUUACGUUGUUGAGAAAAUGGACACUCUCACUGGAAAAUGGCAACCUGCUGGCACCAUUGAUCCUGACACUACUGAAGCGACUGUGACAGGCUUGGAACCAGGGCACACGUACCAAUUCCGAGUGAAAGCCCUCAACGAGGAGGGCGAAUCGGAACCCUUGGAAACAGACCACGGCAUUUUAGCCAAGAACCCCUACGACGUUCCUGCACCACCCGGUCUACCCGAUAUCGUGGACUGGGAUGAAAAGUCAGCAAAGCUCAAGUGGGAGCCGCCUAUCAGGGACAACGGUGCUCCUAUUACUGGAUACAUUAUUGAAGUCAUGGAUAGAGACAGAGGCGAGUUUGUCAAGGCGGCGGAGAUCCAAGGCAAUAUCUGUCAAGGCACUGUGCCGAAGCUGGAAGAGGGCAACCAGUACCAGUUCCGCGUACGCGCCGUCAACAAAGCUGGCCAAUCAGAACCUUCCGAAAACACACACUGGCACACUGCUAAGCCUCGUUUCUUGAAGCCGCGCAUCGACCGCACAAACCUGAACCCUAUUACGGUGAAGGCCGGUCUUCCGGUAUCUUUGGACGUAAAGGUCUUCGGCGAGCCGCCAGCCACUGUUACGUGGCACUUCAAGGGCGAAGAGCUGAAAAACGGACCCAACUUGGAAAUUAUCAACGUGGACUAUAACACCAAGUUCCUUAUGACGAAGAGCAAGAGGGCUAACAGCGGAAAAUAUGUAAUCAAGGCCAAGAAUGAGGUUGGAGAGGACGAGGCGGAAGUCGAGAUUACUAUACUUGGCAAACCCUCUAAGCCCAAGGGUCCUUUGGAAGUAUCGGAUGUGACCAAGAACAGCUGCACUCUUACUUGGGACAAGCCAGAAGACGACGGUGGGACUCCCAUUGAGUACUAUGAAAUUGAAAAGCUGGAUCCACUUACUGGACAAUGGUUACCUUGCGGCACCGCUAAGGACUGCAAGGCGAACGUGACCGGUCUGCAAGAGGGCAAGCCGUACAAGUUCCGCGUAAAGGCCGUCAACAAGGAAGGCGAGUCUGAGGAACUGGAGACCGAGAAGCCGAUUAUCGCUAAGAAUCCAUUCGAUGAGCCCGGUAAGCCUGGACGUCCAGAGCCGCGCAACUGGGACAAGGACUUCGUGGAGCUGGAGUGGUCGCCGCCCAAGGACGACGGCGGCGCGCCCAUCACCGGCUAUAUUGUGCAGAAGCGCGAGAAGGGCGGAAGAUCAUGGCAAGACUGCCUACGGACAAGUGGCGAGCGGCCGACGGGUCGCGUGACCGACGUGGAAGAGGGUCACGAGUACGAGUUCCGCGUCAUCGCGGUAAACAAGGCGGGCCCUGGAGAACCUUCCGAGCCCAGCCGCUCUGUUGUUGCCAAGCCUAGAUUCCUCGCGCCACAUAUCGAUCGCAAAUACCUUCAAAAGAGGAAGAUCAAGGUUGGUCAAACGCUCAAGAUGGAAGCAGACAUCAAGGGUGAACCUGAACCUACAAUCACAUGGACAUUCAACGACCAGACCCUCAAGACACAAGAGAGAUUGAAGAUUGAGAGCAAGGACUACCACACUUCGUUUACUCUGACGAAAGUAACCAGAGCAGAUACUGGGAAGUACGUGGUAACUGCUAAGAAUGACUCGGGAACUGAUACCGUCGAAAUCGAUGUUCAAGUUGUCAGUAAACCUGCUAAACCGAAGGGACCAUUGAAGGUCUCGGACGUUAAAGCAGACGGCUGCAAGCUGAAAUGGGAGCCACCAGAAGACGACGGUGGCGAACCGGUCGAAAGUUACGUUGUUGAACGAAUGGACACUGAUUCUGGAAGAUGGGUCCCAGUUUGCACCACAAAGACCCCAGAGGCUGAUGUAACUGGGCUCAAUGAGGGCAAGGACUACAUGUUCAGGGUCAAGGCUGUUAACCCAGAGGGAGAGAGUGAGCCGCUCGUGACUGAAACGGCGACUACCGCUAAGAAUCCAUACGGUGAGCCCGAUGCGCCAGGCAAGCCCGAAUUCAAGGACUGGGACAAAGAGCACGUGGAUCUUAAAUGGGAGAAGCCCACCAACGACGGUGGCGCCCCCAUCACCGCGUACAUCGUCGAGAAGAAGGACCGCGACACCGGCAAGUGGGUGAAAGCUGUUGAGGUUCCUGGUAAUAAGACUGAAGCCCGUGUUCCGGAUUUGAUUGAAGGCAAAACAUAUCAAUUCCGUGUGAAGGCUGUCAACAAAGCUGGCCCGGGCAAACCUUCCCAGGCCACAGACAACCUUCUCGCUAAGGAUAGGUUUGCGCCACCUAAGAUCGACCGUACGAACUUGCGCGACAUCACCAUCAAGGCAGGACAGAUGAUCAGACUGGACGUUAAGGUCAGCGGUGAGCCUCCACCGUCUAAGACCUGGUUCCAAAACAAGGAGCGUCUUUCGACGCGCGACGAUCUGUCCAUAGACACCGAGGAUUACCGUAUCAAGCUAUCAGUGGUCGUUGCGUCUCGCAAGCACAGCGGCACUUACGUUCUCAAAGCAGAGAACAGCAGCGGCAGAGACGAAGCCUCUAUCGAGGUCAAGGUGCUCGAUGUACCGGCUAAGCCUGAAGGACCACUCAAGGUGCGUCUCCAUUUAGAAAAAUACAAUAGCUAUAUAUAGCGAAUAUGCAAAUUAUGAGCAAGGCACGUGUACAGACUUGUUUUGGGGUUGGGUUUAGGAGGUAAAAGGCACAGGGGCGGCGAAACUAAUCUCGCUACUCGAUUGGCUUGUUGAUCUUUCAGCAGUCAAGGAUUGGUGCAAGCACCAUACAACUUUUAUGUAUAUUAUGUAAUUGGUUAAAGAAAUUAAUCUCUAAAAUCUCACCAAAAUUGGCCGAUUGCCAAAAUCAUUGUUCAAUUAUGUAAUCAUUAUAAACAGUUCUUUGCUGAACGAGCCUUUACAGUCUCGAUUGUUAAUACCCACGUUCGACAGUUUAGCGCUAGUAGUUAUAGACCUAGAAAAAAGGACGCAGUCUCUUAAAACAAUUACUGACGCACCCAGAAUAAGUCAGCUCGCUAAUACAAACAAGCCGGCAUGCACACAUGUACACCAUAAUAAAUCUACCGCCCGCCAUUACGCUCCAAACCGAGCCCGCUUAAUGUUAUGUGUUGAAAGAUGCCGUCUUGUGUAGUGAAAACCUGUCGAAACCAUAGUGGUUCCAUUAAAAAAGCCAAGGGAUCAUUUUUCAUAGGUAAGUAAGUAGAGUAGGCUUUCGUUAUCCAUCAAAAGAUUUAUACGCAUUUGUUGUACUUGCGAGAUGCUGAUCCGAAAGCUUUUAAGAGAUAAUAUAACUAUAUAUACCGAAAGGUAACAUCAGUACAUGCUAAUCAAAAUUCUGGAAAAAUUAAUAGCUAACGACAGGAAUUUUUUAAAUAGAAUUAGACCAUGCAUUUGCUGGAGUAGAACAUAAAAUAGCUCUCAUUUAAUAUAUAGCCGAAAAAUAUCAGAAUAUUUGAUUUCACCAUAUAGCUAAAUUGGAGGGAAUUUCUAAAUCUUUUGACAGU